Molecule: messenger RNA, 2130 nt
Organism: Colletotrichum paranaense
Lineage: Eukaryota; Fungi; Ascomycota; Sordariomycetes; Glomerellales; Glomerellaceae
Exons: 2
Coding region: 1-2130 (709 amino acids)
Source: RefSeq, a predicted model, not a curated record
AUGCCUUCCCUGCCCGGUUUCUCAGACAACCCCUUUCGCACCCGCGCCGACCUCGUGCGCGCAGCGACAGCUUUGAUACGACCGUUGAAGCAGCACAGGUCUCCCCAGGAGGCGCGUAUCAAGCUUGCGACCAACACAGCCGCGGGGUUCGAUGAGGUCGCGGCACAGUUGGAAGGGUUCGCGAGACCGUUAUGGGUUAUCGCGGAUCUCUUGAAUGACGUCGAAAACGGCGGCGAGGGCGAAGAACUCGCGGGCUUGGAUCUGGGGUCUUGGGCUCGGGGGAUCGUGGCGGGGACGGAUCCGAAUUCAGAGGAGUAUUGGGGGGAUGUGAGUGACAUCGAUCAGCGGAUGGUAGAGAUGGAGUCCAUCGCCUUUGCGAUGCUUAUUGCGCCUGGGCCGUUUCUUUCGGCAUGUGACGAUGAGGCGAAGGAGAGACUCAGGGUUUGGCUGAGGCAGAUUAAUGGGAAGAGGAUGCCUAAGAAUAAUUGGCUUUGGUUCAGAGUGUUUGUUAAUCUGGCGUUGGUGAGGGCACUUGGGGUGCCUGUUGAGCAGGCUAGAUCAAUCAUGGUCGGGGAUCUGAAGGUUCUGGAUACGUUUUAUAUGGGAGAGGGGUGGUCUAGUGAUGGAGCCUGGGGUAAGGACAGGAAACAGGCGGAUUAUUACUCGGGCAGCUUUGCGAUUCAGUUUGCGCAGUUGUUGUAUGUGCGGUUCGCUGUUGGGGAUGAGGAGAGGGUUGAGAAGUAUAAGGUGCAUGCCAAGGAGUUUGCGUCGAGCUUCUGGAGGUAUUUUGACACGAAUGGGGCCGCGAUACCAUUUGGUCGAAGUCUAACAUACCGCUUUGCUUUUGCUGCAUUCUGGUCCGCCGCAGCAACCGCUGGCGUGGGUCUCGCACCUCCUCUCGACGAUCCUGGAGUAGUCAAGGGACUGUUAUUACGACAUCUCCGAUGGUGGGCAAAAACACCGGACAUGUUUAACACGGACGGGACGUUGAGCAUCGGGUUCACGUAUCCCAACAUGUAUCUCAGCGAGGAUUAUAACUCGCCGCAGUCGGUGUACUGGUGCCUCAAGAGCUUCGUCAUCUUAGGUCUGUCUAAUGAUCACGCCUUUUGGAGGUGCGAGGAGAAGCCACACCCUCUCCAAGACGUCAAGCCCCUGGGUACUGCAAUGGAGAGGAGGCAGUUGGAUCCGGGACGGGUGAGAGCCAUCUGGCCGCCGCGGCAUAUACUCUGCAACGGGACAGAACACCAUUUCUUACUUUCCUCGGGCCAGAUGACGAAGAAGAGCUUCAAAGGACGUGAGGCAAAGUAUGGCAAGUUUGCGUACUCGUCGACUUUCGGGUUUAGUGUCCCCACGGGAUCACUGCUUUCGCAGAUGGCGCCAGAUAGUACACUGGCUGCUAGUAUCGAUGAUGGCGAGACUUGGUGCGUAAGAUGGGAACCAACUGAGGUCAGGAUCGAGCUUGUGUCGGUGUCGCUUUCUGGCGUGUACAACGAGGUGCCAUCCUUAGUUAGUGUCUGGAAACCAUGGAAGUGGCUUGAUUUGGAGGUUGAGACGGCACUAGUGCCCGUCGUGGAGAGCUUUCCCGGGUGGCACGUACGGGUUCAUAAGGUCCGUUGGAAUCCCAAGGGGGAAAUCCCGUCAUGGGUUGGGAGUGUGCAGCUCGUUGAUGGAGGGUUCGCCAUCGAUUCACAUACAGCAAUGGGGAAGUUUCUUCCGAAGAAGUCUGCUCACGAAGCGGAUAAGCAGUGUUACACUGAGGACAUUGACAGGUGUCUUGUCUACUCCUCAGCCGGGGCGAGCGGCAUCUCUGAUAUCAUCGUCGAAGGGAAAGGGCUGCGGCGAGACGUCGAUCGAGGCGCGUGGGUGUUGAGACCGGAUCCCAAUACCAACCUGAUCGUGCAGAGGUCGUUCAUUCCUGUUGUCAAUCAUCAAUUUAGCCUUCGACAGAGUAAUGAGGAAGGAAACGGGGCAGCAGUAGACUCGCUCUGGAUGGCUUCUGGUGUGUUUGCUGUCAGUGCUACAGCUGGACUCGAGGCGGAGAAGAUAAGAGCGAUGUGGGAAAGGAGACUCCGGGUGUCUUUCAACCAGGAAGAAGGCGCUAGAUGGAUGAUCCGAGCUCUUGAACAUUGA